AUGGCUAAUUUUUCUCUAAUUGAUACGGUGAAACCAUUUUUGCCAGUUUUACCAGAAAUCGAAUUACCUUAUGAGAAACUAGAAUUCGAUGAUAAAAUUGUCUACACAAUCGCUUCUGGUUUGAUUUAUUUAUUCUCUCAAUUUCCAUUAGCAGGUAUUCCAAAAGAUUCUGAAACAGGUAAAAUUCUCACUAAUGUUAAAGACCCUAUAUUUUUUUUGAGAGGUGUGUUCGCUGCUGAACCAAAUACUCUAUUAGAAUUCGGUAUCUUCCCAAUUGUUUCAACUUCAAUCAUUUUGCAAUUACUAGCAGGUUUGAAAUGCAUCAGAGUCAAUUUCACUGUUGAGAAAGAAAGAGAAACUUUUCAAAGUUUCAGUAAAUUGUUGAUCAUCAUUCAAUACUUUAUUCUAGCUAAUAUUUUCAUCUUCUCAGGUUAUUAUGGUGACAACCUACCAAUUGUCUCAAUUGUUUUAUUGAAUUUACAAUUAGUAGGUGCCGGUAUUUUUGCCACUUUAUUAGUAGAAAUCAUUGAUAAAGGGUUUGGUUUCGCUUCUGGUGUCAUGUCUAUCAACACUUUGGUUGUCUCGACAAAUUUAAUUGCUGACAUGUUCGGUGUUGCUAGUAUUAAAAUCAACGAAGAAAGUGAUGUUACUGAAUCUCAAGGUUCUGUUAUCUACUUCCUAAAUGCUUUCAGAGCAAAACACUUGACUAUCGUUCAAGGUAUCGUCAACGCUUUCCAAAGAGAUUACUUACCAAACCUAACAUCAAGUGUUAUUGUCUUGGCCAUUGCUGCUGUUGUUGGUUAUUUAUUUAGCUGUACACUCGAACUGCCAGUUAGAUCUACUAGAGCUCGUGCCAUGCAAAAUGUUUACCCAAUUCGUUUGAUUUAUGUCGGUGCCCUAUCCAUCUAUUUCUCAUACUCUCUAUUGUUUUACAUCCACAUUGCUGCAUUUGCUUUAAUUCAAAUUGUCGCUAAGAAUGAUACCUCCAACAUUCUCGCUAAGGUAUUAGGUCACUACGAAAUUUUUAACAACAUCUUAUACGUUCCAAGUUUCCCAUUGUCCUUAUUAGCCCCACCAAGAUCUUUUUUUGCUGGUAUAGUAGAACAACCAUUGACUUUCAUCACAUUCACUGCUUUCAUGGUCUACACAGGUAUGUGGUUUGCUCAUAAAUGGCAAAGAAUCUCUGGUGACUCUGCAAAUGACUUAGCCGAACAAUUCAAAGAUCAAGGCAUCACUUUAGCUGGCCGUAGAGAACAAAACAUUGCUAAAGAAUUAGAAAAGGUUAUCCCAGUUGCAGCUACCACUGGGGCCGUUGUUCUUGCUCUAGUCACUGUGGCUGGUGAAUACUUGGGUCUAAAGGGUAAAGCUGCUGCUGCUGUUGUUGGUGUUGCAGGUGGUUUCUCAUUAUUGGAAAUUAUUUCCCUUGAAUACCAACAGACUGGUGGCCAAAGUGCUUUAACCCAAGUUUUGGGUGUUCCAAGUACUUUCUAA
Messenger RNA from Tetrapisispora phaffii CBS 4417, 1491 nucleotides. It is a transcript of the gene SSH1, whose product is annotated as Ssh1p. Gene Ontology annotation, molecular function: ribosome binding; signal sequence receptor activity; transmembrane protein transporter activity. Gene Ontology annotation, biological process: post-translational protein targeting to membrane, translocation; SRP-dependent cotranslational protein targeting to membrane, translocation. The transcript has a single exon. Bases 1 to 1491 code for a protein of 496 amino acids. Gene Ontology annotation, cellular component: Sec61 translocon complex; membrane. The record is from RefSeq and is a predicted model, not a curated record. Lineage: Eukaryota; Fungi; Ascomycota; Saccharomycetes; Saccharomycetales; Saccharomycetaceae.